AGGAGAGUGGACACUUGGAAUGUAAGAUUCUGAGGCCAUGAUUUUGAGCGUACAAGAUUAUGAGGCCAUGUUUCUGGGGAAAUGGCAUGAUGACUGACCAUGGCAGGGUCAUCAUACGUUGUUUGAGUGGCUUUUGCUGGGCAGGGGCGGCGUUCGGGAGAUGAUCAGACCAUAAUUUCAGGGACAAUAAUAAUAAUUAUCCGCGCGGGCGCCUCUCAACACGCCGCGUUGGACUUCUCUCUACUACUGGACCUCCGCAACGACAAUGGGUGUGUUGGCUACUGUUACUGACGCCGUUUCGGUGCACCUGGGCGACAAGCCUCUUUGGCUCGCCGUCUCGAUCGUCGCCGGCGCAACUCUCACUCUCGCCAUCGUCCUCAAUGUGCUCUCACAGCUGCUGCCCGUCCGCCGCAAGGGCUCCGACCCACCACUCGUCUUCCACUGGGUGCCCUUCAUUGGCAGCACCGUGACCUACGGCAUUGAUCCCUACAAGUUCUUCUUCAAGUGUCGCGAACAGUACGGCGACACCUUCACCUUCAUCCUACUCGGCAAGAAGACCACUGUCUGUCUCGGCACAAAGGGCACCGACUUCAUCUUGAACGGCAAGCUCAAGGAUGUCAACGCCGAAGAAAUCUACAGCCCCCUGACCACUCCCGUCUUCGGCACCGAUGUUGUCUACGAUUGCCCCAACUCGAAGCUCAUGGAACAAAAGAAGUUUGUCAAGUUCGGUCUGACCACAGAAGCCCUCCGCUCCUACGUAUCGGUCAUUGCCGCAGAAACAAAGGACUUUGUCGCAAACUCAAACUGGUUCAAGGGCAGCGCUGGCGACCUCAACGUGCCCAAGGCCAUGGCCGAAUUGACCAUCUACACUGCCAGUCGCUCGCUCCAGGGCAAGGAAGUCCGCGCAAAGUUCGACAGCACCUUCGCCGACCUGUACCACGACCUCGAUAUGGGCUUCACUCCCAUCAACUUCAUGCUUCCCUGGGCCCCUCUGCCCCAAAACCGCAAGCGUGACGCUGCUCAGCGCAAGAUGACGGAGACAUACAUGGAGAUCAUCAAGGCUAGACGUGACAGUGGCAAGACGGAGCCCGAAGAUGGUGAGACGGACAUGAUCUGGAACCUGAUGAACUGCGAAUACAAGUCUGGCCAGACCAUUCCUGACAAGGAGAUUGCUCACAUGAUGAUUGCGCUGCUCAUGGCUGGCCAACACAGCUCUUCCGCUUCCAUCUCAUGGAUUAUGCUCCGUCUGGCUUCUCGCCCAGAUAUCGUUGAGGAACUGCUUGCCGAACAGAAGGCCGUCCUUGGUGCCGACCUGCCAGAGUUGACCUUUGAAGACCUCUCCCGCUUGCCUCUCCACUCUCAAGUCGUCAAGGAGACUCUGCGCCUGCACAGUCCUAUCCACAGCAUCAUGCGUGCUGUCAAAUCGCCCAUGCCCAUCGAAGGCACUCCCUACGUCAUUCCUACUACCCACGUCCUGCUGGCUGCUCCCGGUGUUGCAUCCAAGUGCCCUGAGUAUUUCCCUGAGCCCAUGCUUUGGGAGCCUCACCGAUGGGACGCCGAGGAUAGCAGCAAGUACUCAAAGCUCAAGCCUAUCAUUGCUGCCAAUGCAGACGAUGAUGAGAAGACUGACUACGGCUAUGGUCUGGUCUCCAAGGGUGCCAGCUCGCCGUACCUUCCCUUCGGUGCUGGCAGACAUCGCUGCAUUGGUGAGCAGUUUGCCUACGUGCAGCUGCAAACCAUCCUAGUGACCAUGGUUCAGACCUUCAAGCUCCGCAACCUUGAUGGUCGCAAGGGUGUUGUUGACACUGACUACUCGUCAUUAUUUUCACGCCCCCUUACACCAGCCUCAAUACACUACGAGAGAAGAGUCAACGAGAAGGCAUAGACAAGACUUACGGUUUCAGAUUUGUACAGCUUUGUAAUACUCAGCAUGGUAAUAGAGGUCAACGUUUCGCGGAUAAGCAUUGUGUUAUCUUGGUGUGCGCACAUCUGGUCGCGGCGCCCAACUCAUUGUUAAUUUCACUCACGAUUUUUCAUCCAGCUUUUAUAGUUCUCACCACAUGUGCUCGGUUAUGCCACCGGUGUCAAUAUGGACAGUAUCUAUGUCAUGAGGAGUGUCGUCACUCGUUUACUGGUACGUUCGUUGGCUGUGAAAAAAAGGUUUGCUUGUUGAAGCAGCGCUCGGAUGUAGGCGAGUAGCAAAAUCUUUUGUAAAAUUUGCAACAAUUUCAUUUUCUCUUUCU
Aureobasidium subglaciale EXF-2481 is the source of this 2243-nucleotide messenger RNA. RefSeq lists its product as uncharacterized. The record is from RefSeq and is a predicted model, not a curated record. The transcript has 3 exons. Gene Ontology annotation, biological process: ergosterol biosynthetic process. Lineage: Eukaryota; Fungi; Ascomycota; Dothideomycetes; Dothideales; Saccotheciaceae. The coding region runs from base 266 to 1885 and encodes 539 amino acids. Gene Ontology annotation, molecular function: iron ion binding; oxidoreductase activity, acting on paired donors, with incorporation or reduction of molecular oxygen; monooxygenase activity.